Molecule: messenger RNA, 918 nt
Organism: Puma concolor (puma)
Lineage: Eukaryota; Metazoa; Chordata; Mammalia; Carnivora; Felidae
Source: RefSeq, a predicted model, not a curated record
AUGGAUCCUCUCAGCACAGCAAACGUUGAAUUUUGCCUUGAUGUGUUCAAAGAGCUGAACAGGCACAACGUAGGAGAAAACAUCUUCUUUUCACCACUGAGUCUGCUUUAUGCUCUAAGUAUGGUUCUCCUUGGGGCCAGAGGAAACAGUGCAGGGCAGAUGGAGAAGGUGCUUCACUUUAAUCGUAUUGCAGAAUCCUUAAAACCAGAGUUCAAGGCCUCAGCUAAGUGCAGCCAAGCUGGAAGGAUUCAUUCAGCGUUUGGAGUCUUAUUCUCUCAAAUUAACCAGCCAGACUCUAACUAUACCCUCAGCAUGGCCAACAGACUCUACGGGACAAAGGCGAUGAUGUUCCAUCAGGGUAAAAGCGUACUUGUGGAAAUGAUGUAUCAAACGGGAACAUAUAAAUUAGCCUUCAUAAAGCAGCCGCGGAUGCAAAUUCUGGAGCUGCCCUACGUGAACCACAAACUAAGCAUGAUUGUUCUGCUUCCCGCGGGCACGGCCAGCCUGGAACAGAUAGAGAAACAGCUGAACAUGAAGACGUUUUACGAGUGGACCAGCUCUGCUAACAUGGUAGAGAGGGAAGUUGAAGUGCAUAUCCCCAGGUUCAAACUUGAAAUGAAGUAUGAGCUAAAUGCUUUGCUAAACUCCCUUGGGAUGACAGAUGUCUUCAACGAAAUCAAAGCUGAUCUCUCUGGAAUAUCACCAGCCAAAGGCCUGCAUUUAUCAAAGGUCAUCCACAAGUCAUACGUGGAUGUCAAUGAAGAGGGCACCGAGGCAGCAGCAGCUACUGGGGACAGCUUCGUUGUAAAAAGACUCCCCAUCCGAGCUCAGUUCAUGGCGAACCACCCUUUCCUGUUUUUCAUAAGGCACAUCCCUACCAACAUGAUCGUCUUCUGUGGCAAGCUCGCCUCUCCCUAA